AUGAGUCUUCUCAAGUCCACAUCUCCCGUGGCUCUACGCUCACCACAAUGUUCUUUCCGGAGUGUGACCAAAAGGUGGAACUCGGUAUCACAACGGCCAGGCUCAGAUCGAGUGCGCUUUCCUGGUGCUAUAGACAGCAAGUUUACAUCAAAUCUUGACUUCACCCGUCCUUCGAACAAGAAAGCCAUGCCCACUUAUCGCAUCCUGGAUCAAGAUGGUGUUAUAGUCGACAAGUCAAGGGAACCCUCUGAUAUCUCAAAUGAUCAUCUCAUCAAGAUGUACAAAGACAUGCUAAGCGUGAGCAUCAUGGACCUAAUCAUGUUCGACGCCCAAAGACAAGGCCGCAUCAGUUUCUACAUGGUCUCUGCAGGUGAAGAAGGCAUAGCAGUCGGCUCAACCUCCGCUCUAGACCCCAGCGACCCAAUCUUUGCCCAAUACCGCGAGACCGGGAUCUUCAAGUACCGCGGCUUCACGCCUGCAGACUUUAUGAACCAACUCUAUGCUAACAAGCAUGAUCCUGGUUUGGGUCGCAACAUGCCUGUCCACUACGGAAGCACAAAGUAUCAUGUUCACACUAUCAGUUCACCUUUGGCCACUCAGAUCCCUCAAGCGUCUGGUGCAGCGUAUGCGGUGAAGAUGCAGAACGCUAUGAAUCCUAAAGACACACAACGAUGUGUAGCGUGCUACUUUGGCGAAGGUGCAGCCAGUGAAGGUGACUUCCACGCUGCUCUCAACAUCGCCGCCACCAGGAAGUGUCCCGUCAUUUUUAUCUGCAGAAACAAUGGAUAUGCCAUUUCAACACCCACGCUUGAGCAAUACCGAGGCGACGGCAUUGCUUCCAGAGGCGUAGGUUACGGCAUCGACACCAUCCGCGUCGAUGGCAAUGACAUCCUAGCAGUCAGGGAGGUCACCAAAGAGGCUCGUCGCAUGUGUCUCGAAGGCGGCGGUAAACCCAUCUUGAUCGAAGCAAUGAGUUAUCGCGUCUCGCAUCACAGUACCUCCGACGACAGUUUUGCCUACCGCGCCAAAGUUGAGGUGGAAGAUUGGAAGCGAAGGGACAAUCCCAUCACUCGUCUGCGCAAGUGGAUGGAAGGAAAAGGCAUCUGGGACGAGGAGAAAGAAAAGGAAGCUCGCAGUGUGCUGAAGAAGGAGAUUUUGGCUGCGUUCAAGCAGGCCGAGAAGGAGAAGAGACCGGCUUUGAGGAAUAUGAUGGAAGGUGUCUACGAGGAACUGACUGAGGAACAGAAGGAACAGAUGGAGAAGCUGAGGAGUAUCAUUGAGAAGUAUCCUGAUGAGUACGACGUCAGCGAAUACGAAGGUGGACUCGACAGCCUGAAGAACUAG
Molecule: messenger RNA, 1344 nt
Organism: Aureobasidium namibiae CBS 147.97
Lineage: Eukaryota; Fungi; Ascomycota; Dothideomycetes; Dothideales; Saccotheciaceae
Exons: 3
Coding region: 1-1344 (447 amino acids)
Biological process (GO): branched-chain amino acid catabolic process
Molecular function (GO): oxidoreductase activity, acting on the aldehyde or oxo group of donors, disulfide as acceptor
Source: RefSeq, a predicted model, not a curated record